This is a messenger RNA of Lampris incognitus (smalleye Pacific opah), 540 nucleotides long. Its product is annotated as cytoglobin-1-like. The record is from RefSeq and is a predicted model, not a curated record. Gene Ontology annotation, molecular function: iron ion binding; heme binding; oxygen binding. NCBI's taxonomy places the organism in Eukaryota, Metazoa, Chordata, Actinopteri, Lampriformes, Lampridae. Bases 1 to 540 code for a protein of 179 amino acids. The transcript is spliced from 3 exons. Gene Ontology annotation, biological process: oxygen transport.
AUGGAGAGGGUGCAGGGAGCACGGGAGGCGGACCACCUGGAGCCCCCUGACCCGCUGACUGACAGGGAGAAGGGGAUUAUUCAGGACACCUGGGCCAAAGUCUACCAAAGUCGUGACGAGGUUGGGGUGGCCAUACUGAUCAGGCUCUUCGUGAACUUCCCCACCGCCAAGCGCUACUUCAGGCAGUUCCGGCACAUGGAGGAGGCGGAGGAAAUGGAGAGGAGCGCCCAGCUCAGGAGGCACGCCGGCAACGUCAUGGACGCCAUCAACACUUUGGUGGAGAACCUCGAGGACGAGGACAAGGUGGCCUCGGUGCUGAAGCUGGUGGGCACAAACCACGCUGUCCGACACAAGGUGGAGCCUGUGUACUUCAAGAUCCUGAGCGGCGUUAUACUGGAAGUCUUGGGAGAGGAGUUCUCAGAGAUGGUGACUCCAGAGGUGGCCGCGGUGUGGACCAAACUCCUGGCUGCAGUCUGUUGGAAAAUCACAGCCAUCUAUGAGGAAGUAGGCUGGACUAGUCUGUCUGGCUCCACCGUGUGA